AUGCCAUCGUCGACAAAUAUUGACCAGCCUUCAGCAGGAGAUCAGCAAAGUGUAAAUAAUCUUACUGCUGCUAGUAACGAUGAACCGUUCGAUAUUCCAAGGGCUACAGGUACGUUGAAUGUGAAUGCUUUAUCCACAUCUGAGAUAGACAGUUUAAAUAAUUAUAAAUCAAUGGACCCAAAACAAAAGAACAAUAAUAACAGCAGUACUGUUAAUAAAUCAUUGGAUGAUCCGAUCCAGUUCACUAGAGUAAGCUCAUCAUCUGUAUUGUCAUCUUCAAAUAAUUCAAAUGAAUUUCAAUUUGGCGAAAAAAAUAACAGUAAUGAUGAUGACGAUGAUGAAUUAAUAGAUAACAACAAUAACAACAACAACAAUAUUACCAGUAAUAUCAAUAAUAAUACAUUCACUAGUAACGAUAUAACGAACUCUACUAUAAAUACUACAAGUAAUAACAAUACUACAUUGAUACAGGAUAUUGAAUCAUCAUCAACAAAUUUCAAUAGUACUACUAAUAAUAACAACAACAACAGUAACAGUCAUACUAAUAUAUUGAAUAAUGAUAGCCCUAUAACGAUAACAACCCCAAAUUCAAAAAAUAUUGUACAAUCUCCAACAACUGCAAAACCUUUAAAGAAAAGUUCUCGUAGUAAACCGAAUACCCCAAAACCAACACCUUCAUCAUCUACUACACUUUUAUCAAAUAGCAGUAAACCAAGAAAAAUUUCACAAAGUAAUUCGUCCAGUAGCAGUUUGUCAAGUAAUAGUAAACAAUUUGGGAAAAAUAAGAAAAGUAAUAGUAGUACAAGUAUCAUGAAAGGCGUCUUUUCAUCAUUUGUUAACAAUAUAAAAAGAAAUUCACAGGACGAUAAAAGAUCUUCCAGUGGAUCAAUUAAAAUCUCAACACCUUAUAACGCAAAACAUUUACAUCAUGUUGGUAUCGAUUCAAAGACUGGUGAAUAUAUAGGUUUACCUGAAGAAUGGGAAAAAUUAUUAACAUCGAGUGGUAUCUCAAGAAAGGAACAACAACAGAAUAUGCAAGCUGUCAUAGAUAUUGUUAGAUUCUAUCAAGAUGUCUCAGAGACAAAUGGUGAAGACAAAGUCAUUAAGACAUUCGAUGUCUCCAAUUCUACUUCCUCUUUAUCAAAUAGAACAGCAUCAAGUUCAUCGUUCACUCCUGAACUCCAAUCAUCAUCUCAUAACAAUAUUUCAAAUAUUGAAAAUAGUAACCAUUCUAAUGCGCAAUUUAACAUUACACCUAAAUCUGAACAACAAGAUUUCAUGCAAAGGACACCAAUUAACGAUUUCAUGACAACACCUCAAAUGAAACCACAUUCCACUAAUGACAAGUUUAUACCAUCAAGACCCGCACCUAAACCUCCUCAAACACAACAUGGUUCAAAAAUUACACCAUCAGUCCUAAAUAAAUCACCUGCCUUACCAAUACAAUCCCCAAUAACGCCUAAACCGGCAACCCCAUCUCACAAGAAGUCUCAAUCUCAAAAAUCUUCUCCAUCAGUUUCAUCUACACCUUCGAAAAUGGCUACCUUUAAGAAGGAAUUACAACCAUUACCUCCAAUCCCACAAGAACAUUCUCCAACAACUUUGAAAGAUGAGAAAUCAGAUGAGGUAAAAGAUCAAGUUGGUACAAUGAUUCCAAAAAUUCCAAAGACAACUCCAAGGACCUCUGCAAGAACAAGAUCUGUUUCUAGGGAAGCUUCAAAGAAGGCAAGUGAAAAGAAAAGAGAGGAAAGGGAAAGACAUAAAAAAGAGGUAUAUGCUAAAUUGGCCACGAUAUGUUCUGAAGGUGAUCCAUCUAAGAAAUAUACAAAAUUAAUAAAAAUAGGUCAAGGUGCAUCAGGUGGUGUAUACACUGCUCAUGGUAUUUCUACAAAUGCUUGUGUUGCCAUUAAACAAAUGAAUUUGGAUAAACAACCAAAGAAGGAGUUAAUCAUUAAUGAAAUUCUAGUUAUGAAAGGUUCCAAACAUCGUAAUAUCGUUAACUUCAUUGAUUCUUACAUAUUAAAGGGUGACCUGUGGGUUAUCAUGGAAUACAUGGAAGGUGGUUCAUUAACAGAUGUUGUUACUCAUUGUAUUUUAACAGAAGGACAAAUAGGUACUGUGACAAGGGAAACUUUACAAGGUUUAAAGUUUUUACAUUCAAAGGGUGUUAUUCACAGAGAUAUUAAGUCUGAUAACAUUCUGUUAUCAAUGGACGGUGACAUUAAACUUACCGAUUUCGGUUUCUGCGCUCAAAUCAACGAAUUAAAUUUGAAGAGAACCACUAUGGUGGGAACACCUUAUUGGAUGGCUCCAGAAGUUGUUUCAAGGAAGGAAUAUGGACCAAAGGUUGAUAUAUGGUCUUUAGGUAUUAUGAUUAUUGAAAUGAUUGAGGGUGAACCACCGUACCUUAAUGAAACACCACUAAGGGCGCUAUACCUAAUUGCCACCAAUGGUACUCCUCAAUUAAAGGAACCUGAAGCUUUAAGUGAUAUAUUGAAACAUUUCUUAGAUUGGUGUCUAAAGGUGGAAACGGAUGAAAGAGCUUCUGCAUCCGAGUUGUUGAGUGAUCCUUUCAUAACAGAAUACGCUGAUGAUAACAUUUCUCUUGCUCCGUUAGUCAAAUUAGCAAGAAUGAAAAAAUUACAGGAAUCUAUGGAUAGUAAUGACGAAAAUAGCGAUUUUGAAAAUGACAGCCAUAAUUUCCCUGAUGCGAAUACUGAAGUGAACGAGUCAAACAAAAUCCAGUAA
Messenger RNA from Maudiozyma barnettii, 2748 nucleotides. It is a transcript of the gene STE20, whose product is annotated as mitogen-activated protein kinase kinase kinase kinase STE20. Gene Ontology annotation, biological process: regulation of MAPK cascade; intracellular signal transduction; protein phosphorylation. Lineage: Eukaryota; Fungi; Ascomycota; Saccharomycetes; Saccharomycetales; Saccharomycetaceae. Gene Ontology annotation, cellular component: cytoplasm. Gene Ontology annotation, molecular function: ATP binding; protein serine/threonine kinase activity. The record is from RefSeq and is a predicted model, not a curated record. Bases 1 to 2748 code for a protein of 915 amino acids. The transcript has a single exon.